AUGACUGUUGCUGAGUCGGUAAAGAGCGCCGUUGGGCUUGCGGAUAACACCGCUGCCUCCCGCCAGGAGAUGUCGGAUGCCCGUCUUCCCCUCCAAUACCGCGACUCGUGUGCAAACCUCUUGAUCCCAUUGAACCGAUGCCGGCAGCAGGAAUACUACCUCCCUUGGAAGUGUGAGGACGAGAGACAUAGCUACGAAAAAUGCCAGUACGAAGAGUUCAAGAAGCGCGUCGCCAAGAUGGAUGAGCUUAGAGCCGCAAAGGACGGUGCUCGAAGCAAUUGA
Messenger RNA from Aspergillus wentii DTO 134E9, 282 nucleotides. Its product is annotated as NADH dehydrogenase [ubiquinone] 1 beta subcomplex subunit 7. Gene Ontology annotation, cellular component: mitochondrion. The coding region runs from base 1 to 282 and encodes 93 amino acids. The record is from RefSeq and is a predicted model, not a curated record. Lineage: Eukaryota; Fungi; Ascomycota; Eurotiomycetes; Eurotiales; Aspergillaceae. The transcript has 3 exons.